Messenger RNA from Varroa destructor (honeybee mite), 1758 nucleotides. RefSeq names its product Required for cell differentiation 1 (gene Rcd-1). Lineage: Eukaryota; Metazoa; Arthropoda; Arachnida; Mesostigmata; Varroidae. Gene Ontology annotation, cellular component: CCR4-NOT complex. The record is from RefSeq and is a predicted model, not a curated record. Gene Ontology annotation, biological process: mRNA catabolic process.
GAUCUGCGAUUGUACGCUACUCGUUUCGAAGUUAUACCAGGCCCAUCCGACCGCUUUGUGGUCUGUGGUGAGAAGCUUAUUGUUCGCAACAGAUUGUACCUAUCACCGCCGCCGACACUAUCUUUGGCGCAUACAGUGUGAGCUUACUGGGAGCCGACAAUAGCCGUGGUCGAGCGACGAACUGCUUUUGACGAUGAAUGCGCUACAAUCGCAGACGCAGGUCAGUUUAGCAUCAGUCCAUGUGCUAAUGAACUUGGAUCUGGGAGAGGUAUAAGCAAGGUGUACAAUGUACCUUUAGGGUAAUUUCGAGAUCAGAGCUCGAAGUUCUAAAGAAUAGGAAGCAAGUGGUUCCAUAUACUUUACUCUCGGCAGCUGUUGACGUAUUGGCAACAAAAUCUAUGGAUGUCCGACGGUCAUCAGGCAUUUUACGUCGACUGUCUUCAGAAAUAACAGUGAUGUCGAACAAGAGGCACUCUCUAUUUGAAGCUGGCACCAAAUAUCUGUUUUAGUAAUUAUGGGCGGACCAGGUGGUCCUCAAGGAGGGGGCGGAGGUGCUCCAACGAUGUCACCAAUGGAACGCGAAAAGGUUUUCCAGUGGAUAGCUGAACUUGUAAAUCCGGAAACCCGUGAGAACUCCCUUCUUGAACUCAGUAAAAAGCGAGAAGUUGUUCCCGAUCUGGCGCCUAUGUUAUGGAACUCGUUUGGCACAAUUGCCGCUCUAGUCCAGGAAAUCAUUCACAUCUAUCCGGCAAUCAACCCACCAUCGUUGACAGCCCAUCAAUCUAAUCGUGUCUGCAAUGCCUUGGCGCUCCUGCAGUGCGUCGCUAGCCAUCCCGAGACGCGGUCGUUUUUCCUGCAAGCCAACAUUCCUCUUUAUCUGUACCCGUUUUUGCAUACCGUGUCGAAGACGCGCCCGUUCGAAUACCUGCGCCUGACGUCUCUGGGUGUUAUUGGUGCGCUGGUAAAGACUGAUGAACAAGAGGUCAUAAAUUUCUUGCUCACCACGGAAAUAAUUCCACUCUGUCUGCGAAUUAUGGAAAGCGGCAGCGAACUCUCCAAGACAGUGGCGACAUUUAUUCUGCAGAAGAUCCUUUUGGACGACACUGGGUUAGCCUACAUCUGUCAGACCUAUGAGAGGUUUUCACACGUGGCGAUGAUUUUGGGUAAAAUGGUGAUCUCAUUAGCCAAGGAGCAGAGUUCGCGACUUCUCAAACAUGUGGUGCGAUGUUACCUGCGGCUUAGUGAUAACGCUCGGGCAAAGGAAGCCUUGCGUCAGUGUCUACCUGAUCAGCUCAGAGAUAACACCUUUUCCAAUUGCCUUAAAGAAGACAGGUCGACCCAGCACUGGCUUCGUUCGCUUCACAAGAAUCUUGCUGAGGAUCCUCAGGAGGGAAUAUUGUUCUCACCUCAGCAGGCCGGACAGGUGCCGGCAUCAAGUUAAACAUGUUCAAAACGCAAUAAUCAGUAGAAUGCGUCUGCGCAGCUAAGCGAAGGGAAGUUAAGUUGGGUUGACGGAUUAGCGUCCGACUGGCAGUAGCGCCCUCGUUAAGCUGUUCAUACCGUGUUUGCUAUUAUGGGCCGACAACAGCUUUCGUGUGAUUUUAUUUACGGUCGACACAAUACACGGCGAUUAUUGGGAUACAUUCAAAAUGGAAAAUAGGGGGAUUCAAGUGGGUAGUGUCAGUGACAACGGAAUAAGUGGUGUAUAUCAUAUCUAUGAAUGGCACUAAAAAUGAAUUGCAACUGGAACCUCUGGCA